GAGAGGACUUGUGCUCGGAGAGUGUCACAUCGCGUUCGUCGUACCGACGAUACUGACCAUGUGUGCUGUGAUAAUUGACCGUGAAAAAUUUUCAACGAUCGGAAAGUGGCGAUAAUAAUCGGGCCGAUAGUUUUGUGAACAUUUGAUAAAUUUCAGGAGACGGAAGCGGUCGUGGUUAAAUUAAUUUAAGAAAAAUUAAAAAUGGGAUUUCUCAGACGCUGAUCUUCGGUUAAUUAAUUUGAUCUACUUUUGAAAAUCGUUGAAAUAUUUUACAUUUUGUUCGAUUUCCUCGCUUCGUGCCAAUUAUCGAACAGCAGCGAGAUAUUUCUUGUACAAAAGGAUAAAGGAUUUCAAUCGAGUCCGAGUUUGGAUUGAGUCGAUUCUAAAAGACGAUGAUGUAACCUUUGAGACACGUUGUGCACACCUGAACUUUGUUAUCCAAUUUACGGAGGUUCGUUCUUUUCACGAGGGUUGUAAAACCGGGCCAGAGAUAUACGCUCCGUUAUUUUCAAUUGGAUGUUUCUUCCUUUCUUCUCUUCAAGAGAAUUCGAAGCCCCGCGAUUCUGAUAUUUCACGUAUAAUUGAAUUAUUAUAGCGAACGUAAAAAAGUGGAAAGUAAAUAAAAAUUAUCGUGAAAAUAAAUAAAAUGUAGCUUAUGUCUUCGAGUGUUUUGUUUGAUAAUUCAAUAUUUGUUACCUCGACCAAGUACCGAAGUUUGUCAAUAUAUCAAUUCAAUCGUCAGAUGUACACAAUCCGUGACAUUGAGAAUCCCUGAUGCUUGUAUCGUCAAAAGAAGAGAUUAUAAUUCGUGCACACAAAAUCUUAACCACGUAAACAAUUUCAAUGAAUGGUACGGGUAAUUUUACGGUGUGAAAAUCUCACUAAUAUUAAUGCCAUUAAUGAAAGUGACGAUGAUAAUAAUAAAAUUAAAAGCGUGAUAAUUCGUCGCGAGUUUUAAGAAUCAAGUUCAAAGAAAGUGAGAAAAGCGACGAACUCGCGAAUGGGAAAUUUAGGGGAAGAUAUUAGCUAUGGAAUGGAUUUUAAUAAGGUGGUGAAUAGAGUGACGACGGUGAUUUCAGUGGCAAGAUCGUUCAUUGGAUGUUGGUGGAUCUUGGAUGUGUCCGGUGGUGGAGCAUGAAGGGUGUUACAUCUCUAUCGUAACGAUGCAGCGAGCGGUCUUACUGCUAUGCUGGCUACCGUUGCUCCAUCAUUGCCAAGCCGUCAAUCCAGGUUGUGCCUGUGUCGUGUACAGCAGCUUGUACAGCCCACAAGGUGGAACCUUCACUUCGCCGGAUUAUCCAAAAAAGUAUCCACCAAACCUGGACUGUCUACUCUACACCUUUACUGGACAACUCGAUGAAAUUAUCGAGCUGAAAUUUGAUGACUUCAACCUGCACCGAAUUCACAAGAACUGUUCGAGUGGGGAUUUUAUCAAGGUGUUUCUACACUUGGAGAGCAAAGGGGUCUCCGAGUACACACCCUGGUCCGGUCUUUUAUGCGGAGGCUUGGGGGACAUCCCGGCGAAACUCUACAGCUCUGGACCAGUGCUUAUUCUCGAGUUGCACACAGAAGGGGCUUCGACCAAUGCGACUGGCUUUACCGGCAGUUUUCAUUUCAUCGACAGACGAAAGUUCGAGAUCGACGGACAACCGAUACCGGGAAGCAUGUGUGACUACGAAUUCGUCAGCUCCACCCUCACGCCACUGCGUGGACGGUUUUACUCGCCUCGCUAUCCGUCCUCCUACCCGAAGAACAUCCGGUGCUCGUACCGGUUCCGGGCAAGAUUAAAGGAACGAAUUCGUGUGCUGUUCGAAGAAAUCGCACUGCAGAAGGGUGAUCUGAGCUGCAUCAACAGGGCAGACUUGAUAAGAGUCCACGACGGAAGAGGUACGACCGCACCAUCAAUAGCCGUGCUCUGCAACCAUGGUGCCGAAAUUGAGGUCCUCAGCACCGGCGCUGAUCUCUACGUCGAGUUCGUCGCGAAUUCAGACUGGCCUGGUCAAGGCUUCAAGGCAAUAUUCCAGUUCCAACCCUUGGACGACUCGCCGCCUUCUCUUGAGGUGGACAAGGUCGCCCCUGGGGCUGUCACUGGGACUCCAAGGUACUCGGUCAUUGGACCGGCUGUCAGUGCAACGACUUCCUCCUGCGACAACGUCUUCAACAGCGAUCUCACCAAGACCGGCAUCGUUACGUCACCCGGGUACCCCAAUCCGUAUCCGGCCAGAGCCUACUGCAGAUACGAGUUCCAGGGACGGGGUAAGGAGCGGGUUCAAGUCAUCUUCCAGGAAUUUCAUCUCCACGACAUAUACACCGAUCCUAAGGAAUGCGACGGAAUCGACUCGCUCCUGGCCUACGUCCUGAUCGACGGAAAGAUGGAGAAAAUCGACGCGUUCUGCGGCUCGAUGACGCCUCGACCGUUGAUGAGCAACGGGCCGAAGCUCUCGCUGGAAUUCAACGGCAUCGUCUCCUCCAGACACGUGAGAGGAUUCAGAGCGACUUACUCCUUCACCGAGAAUUUCGGCAUCACGACGGGUCGCCAGCUGCCGGAAUAUCCCUGCGCGUUCGUCUUCAACAGUAACGAGACUCGAAACGGAACAUUCGCCUCGCCAAACUACCCCGGCUACUAUCCGAGAGACACGGAGUGCCAUUACUUCUUUAACGGACAACCGAAGGAGCGAGUCCACCUCCAUUUUCACUACUUUGACGUCGAAGGAGUGCUGCCAUGCGGAGCUGCCUCGGCGAGUGACUUCGUCGAGUUCUCAAAUUACAUGGCACGCGAUAGAAAGUAUUCCCGGCAUUGCGGCCAACUGAAGGAAUUCGACGUCGACAGUGACGGGAAAUUCUUCAGGGUCACUUUCAAGAGCAACGAGAGAUUGGACGGGACCGGCUUCAAUGCCAGCUACGUAUUUUACGACGAGGAGGACAAUUUCACCGUAAAACCGACCCAGGGUCACGCCUCCACGUGUAAAGGUCCUGCAGUAAUGUUCCUGGUACUUCAACUCGUAUUUCGAAUCCAUCUCCAGGCUUGAAGCAGUUUCUUUUACAACAAUUACCGUUUAUUACGGAACCAAUUGCACUCAGCUACAAAUAGUAAUUACUUUCCGAGUCUGCUGGUCAUGCUGUUGCGCAGGUGAGAUGAGAAUUCGCACCUGGUGAUACAAGAAACUUAAUCCUCGUCCCGACUAAACACGAAACUUCCGGCCUACGUUGUGGUUUGUUGAAGAAAAAAAAAAUAAAAAAUUCUCACAUACUUGCGGUUCGUUAAACUUUAUUGUUGGUCUAAUUUAUGAAUUUUUAUUCUUUUUCUUCCUUAAUGAUGACAACGAACAAACUGAACGAAUUCCGGUAUUAUACCUAUACAGUGACGUUGUAACGCAGUGUUUUUAACGCAUUCGGCAUUUUCUAGAACGGGGAAAAAAAAAACAUUAAACAAAUAUAAACUGAUUUUAAAUACAAUUAUUAAUAAAAAACUAUAAUUAUAUGUUAACAAGAUUAACUAUGUAAUACGCGUAAUAUAUAUAUAUAUAUACAUAUAAUAUAGAUAUAUAUGAAAAUUGAAACUGACACAGUUAUAUAAUAUAUAAAUGAAUGAUAAUAGUACGUAAUUGAUGAAAUUUAGUUGAAACAGUGUGCGUUUCUCUACGAAUGUGCGUGCGCGUGUGUGUGUGUGUGUGUGUGUGUGUGCACGACGAUUAAUCUGGGCGAUUUAAGCAAAUUUAAAAAAAUUACUAAAACACCAAAGACAAUCAUUAACAUUGUUUUGCUAAAUUCUUACCAAUUUCAUUUCGUUAUUUUACCAUAGCAAAAAUAUUUAAUUGUAGCGUAUUGCACUAUCAUUCGUGACGUAUGAUUGAAGCUUAUUCUUAGAUCAAACUAAUCGAAUUUAUCCGUCAAUAAAUAGAUGCCGAUUUUUCUACCGUCGGAAUUUUUCCAAACCACGCGCGAAGUUCUUGAUCUUUAUAAGAACGGGAAACCUUCUCAACUUCUCGUAUAAAGUAAGGCAAUUUUGUUUAUCCGUUAGACGUGAGAUCGUUGAAAAUGUUCAGACGUGAAUGUAUUUUUCAGUUGGUGAAAAAGUUCGGCUACAAACUUGAUAUCGACCCUCGUGUGCAUGCAAUUAUAUUGUAUAAUCUGUAAAAAAAAAUAUAUAUAUAUAUACAUACAUGUAAUAGUUAAAUUAUUAUACAUCUAUGAAACCAAUUAUUAUAAUUGCGAUUAGAAUAUACAUUAGACUGUAAUAUGUGAAUAUUUUGGAAUAGAUUUAUAAUUCGUUAAUGCAUAUAAUAUAUAAUAAUGAAACUCCUCGAGAUACUAUUAAAAUAUACGUUAUGAAUAUGUUUACGGAUAAUUUGUAACGACGAUGCAAGGUGACACAUUGUACAUGGUUAUGCAGAAGGUCUGUAUGAUUGGAAUGAAUUUAUAUACAUACGUAAGAUUAUACAAUAGAUAUAUGUAUAAAUAUAAUAUAAUAGGUGUUGACCAGUGAUUUGCUGACUGUUUAUUGCUAUUUACAUUAUUACAUUACAAAUAUAUUUAUUAUUAAGACUACGGUACAUGAAAUUAUAUACCUAAAAUUAAACGGUAAAAACAUAUAAUACAAAAAAAUGUACGAUUAUCAACUUGUAAAUAUUAUGUUAUCUAAUAUCGUAGGUAUAAAUAACACACUGCAUUCAUUUCGAACCACAUAUAGGUAUGUAUAUUAACAUUAAUAAUUGCCAGUGGUCGAUACGGUUUUUCUCCCGUUAUGUACAAAUAAUAUUUAACUAUUCUUCCACAGAUGUAAAUCGAGGAAUUAGGUAUAACACUUGAAGGAUCGAAGCGGAAAGCAAUAAGAAAAACCUGAUAUACAAAUUUUCGAACACAUUGCAAGCCAACCUAUAAAAAUCGAAAAUUUGAUGUGCCUCGAAUUACCUGAAGAGAAACCAACGAUUUUCAAACUCUCGUGUAUUAUCGGUAAUUACGGGUGGAAGAAAAAUGAAUCGGUAGAACCGAGGGAUUAGCCACCGAUCAAUUCAUUUCAUACGACAAAACAGUUUCGAGAGAUUUUUGAGUGGUUUGCUUUCGUACUACCGGAAGUACUUCAAAUGUUCUCAGCUAAAUGAUGCCAAAAAAAUGUCACGUGACCUGUUCGGUUAUAUGAAAUUGCAAGGGUGGUUAACCCCUCGAAUAUAACUGCAUCGACCGCUGGCUUUCACCGUGAAGAGCAAUUCUCACACAUACUUUCUUAUUCUGUAUGUAACCAACGAGCACAACGGGCUAACUUACAAGUGAUAAUAUUCUGCGGGGUGAGUUGUAACAUGUAAAUAUUUGAAAAGAAGAAAAAAGUAAAAGAACUUUUCGUCUGUCCAUACAUAUACAUAUACAUACGCGAUGCACGUCUGCAUAUUAAUAUGUUAAUAUACUUGUCACAUGUCACACAAUUACUUAUUAUUCCACCUGUAAUGUGCAUAAUUUGUUUAUUCGAAGAAAAAGGAAACAAUCGCCGACGGCCCGUUCGUUUUUGAAAGGAAACAAUUAAGACACUUGGUUUUCUCGGGUGUUGUAGUCUCUGAGCCCGAAAACCACGACCGUUCCUCGAUAAUAUUCAACGAAUUUAACGAGACGGUCAUGUUGACAAUGUUAAACCCGCGGCAAACUCGAGUGCAAUAAUUUUUCUCGGUGCUCUCGGCUCGGGGCAGAAAACGUUUCUUCGAUACGCCCUGGCCAACGUCUAUUUUAUUACGCUGAUAUUAUUUAUAAUUGUUAAUUUAUGUAUUAUACCUACCACUCCGACAGCUGUGACUCUCUGUGAAUCACGAAAACUACAAGCUACCAUUUCCUGCAAGCCUAUACAGCGAAAGAAUUUAUUUUCUUAUUGAGUUUUUUGUGGCACUUUUGCCAAACUUUCAUGUACAUUAUAUAUAUAUAUAUAUAUAUAUAU
Messenger RNA from Neodiprion fabricii, 5920 nucleotides. RefSeq names its product suppressor of lurcher protein 1 (gene Sol1). The transcript is spliced from 13 exons. The record is from RefSeq and is a predicted model, not a curated record. Bases 1116 to 3029 code for a protein of 637 amino acids. Gene Ontology annotation, cellular component: plasma membrane. NCBI's taxonomy places the organism in Eukaryota, Metazoa, Arthropoda, Insecta, Hymenoptera, Diprionidae.